UUCACGAUUACAAGAUUAAAAAUAUGAUUGUCACAAAAAGUCAAAUUAUAAUAGAAUCAAUUCUGAAUUGCUUAAAGAUGCUUGCGAUUGCGGGACAUAUCAUGAUAUCAGGUGACCAAUCGUUGAUACUAAUAGCGAAAGCGCCACCGUACCGCUAUCUUCGCAGGGCGCCGCUCGAAUUACCGACGUGUGACGUCACGAUCGACCAUUCUUCUCCUUGCCGCGCUUUUGUUCCGGUCGAGUCGGAUGCAGGGGCUGUAAUCUCCCAUGCUUUUUUCGUGAACAGCGGUUGUAGCGCCGCCGCUGCAAGCGAACCAGCCGAACCGAACUAAAAUGCAAUAUGGCCGCUCUUUCCCCUUUCACCUCACUCCCCUUCCCUUCCAUUGACCCACACGUACACACAUGCACACAUGUACACGUCCAAAUUAAUAAUAUUUAAUAAAAUUUUUGAACUUAUUUAUUUCACAUGUUUUAUUACAUAUUUAGUACAAACAUAAAAUGUUAUAAUUUGCAUAUAAAACAUUACAUAGAAAAAUAUUUGGAGAAAAGUAUUCACUAGCGUAAAAACUUAAGUCGCGUGUCCAUUCAAUGCAUAUAAAAAUAUUCGCUGUAAAAAUAUUUGUAUACAAUUCAACGUAUACGUGCGCGUUAAUGUAUUACUUUUUAUUCAGUUUUACUUAACUAAAAUUAAACAUAUCCAAUUAAAAUGCUUCAGAAUUUAUAGCAACAAUGUAUGAUUUAUAGAUUUUUCUCAUAGAAUUCGUACAUAAUACUUAUUAUAAAUAAGUUGCCAAAUAACUUAAAUCAUUGUCACAACAGUAAUAUAUUCAAUAUAUCUUAUUCAAAUGCGUUAUAUCUCGUAUUUCAACUAAUUGUA
Monomorium pharaonis (pharaoh ant) is the source of this 877-nucleotide messenger RNA. RefSeq lists its product as uncharacterized. Lineage: Eukaryota; Metazoa; Arthropoda; Insecta; Hymenoptera; Formicidae. The record is from RefSeq and is a predicted model, not a curated record. The transcript is spliced from 2 exons. Bases 24 to 332 code for a protein of 102 amino acids.